CAGCGAGUUCACACAGACCUACCGAGCGAGCGACGAGGGACGAGGGGGGAAAGUCCGGCGCAGACACACGGCUUUAAUCUCCAGAAACAGAGCGGUAAACCAGCUCAAAGUGUGGAGAGAGAAGUUGCGGUUGUAGCUGUGUGUAUAUAGCCUCGCUGCUCUCUCGGCUUCACCUCCGUAGCUCGUACAAACCAAUGUGGGAUAGUGAUUGGAGUUGACAAGCCCGCUCCACUACUGUAUCUGCUCUCCUCCCUCCUCUCCCGCUCCACACAAACCAGGAAAUCGUCGAGGUGUGCUUCUUUAUACCGCUACUGGCUACCCCGUCUGCGGGUGUAGAUGCGUGUUUUUUCCCCUCGUUUUUCUUUUUUUUUUUUUUAUUUCUCUAGUUUGACACUUUAAAAGCCGGGCUUCAUCUCUGAAGUCAGACAAACUUGCCUACGAGGAGAGGAGCUCCACUCUGGCCGAACAAUGAGUGAGUCGAGUAUUUGCCAGGCUCGGGCCACUGUGAUGAUCUAUGACGAUGGCAAUAAGAAGUGGCUGCCGGCGGGCACUGGAGCCCAGGCUUUCAGCAGAGUCCAGAUCUAUCACAACCCCACCAACAAUGCCUUCAGGAUAGUGGGACGCAAGAUGCAGACGGACCAGCAGGUGGUUAUAAACUGUCCAAUUGUGAGAGGUCUUAAGUAUAACCAGGCCACACCCAAUUUCCACCAGUGGCGGGAUGCCCGGCAGGUGUGGGGGCUCAACUUUGGCAGCAAAGAGGAUGCUACUCUAUUUGCUAAUGGCAUGGCACACGCUCUGGAGGUCCUCAACUCCAUGGCAGACGCAGGCUAUGCGACCCUCCCCCGGCCAGUGUCAAAUGGACCCUCUCCAGAAGAGCUUGAACAGCAGCGGAGGUUGGAGCAGCAGGAACGGGAGCGACAGGAGAGAGAAAGACAAGAGCGGGAGCGGCAGGAAAGAGAGAGACUGGAAAGAGAGAGACAAGCUGCUGCAGUUUCUAUUCCUCCAGCUCCACCACUGGCCCCUGGAGGUCCCCCUCCACCACCAGCUCCUCCACCACCCCCUGGCCCUCCUCCUGUUCUUAGUAGUGGUGGUGGUGGUGGUGGUGUCCCUCCUCCGCCAGGACCACCUCCAUCGGGAAUUCCACCGGCCCCACCCUUGCCUGCUUUAGGAGGAGGUGGAGGUGGUGGUGGAGGAGCAAUGACGCUUGCGGACGCCCUAGCAGGUGCUAAACUCCGCAAAGUAUCCAAGCAGGAGGAUGGAGCUCCUGCACCAAGCAGAUCUGACUCCAACCGCAGCAGCAACUCUGGAGGAGGAGGAGGAGGAGGAGGAGGAGGAGGUGGUGGUGGUCUGAUGGGUGAAAUGAGUGCCAUCUUGGCACGAAGGAGAAAAGCUGCAGACACUGGAGAGAAGCCACCUGUGAAGACACAAGAUAAUGAUGACUCAGAGCCUCAAGGUCAAAGCGACACCCUUAGAAGACCAUGGGAGAAAUCGUCUAUGAUUAGGAAUAACUCCAUCUCCAAGAGCAUGGACUCCACUUCCUCAUUGUCCCAAGGUUCCAGGGCAAAACCUGCUGGCAACAAUAACAGUAACGAUUCAGGUGGAAUGGAUGACUCUGAUUUAGAGAAAAUGAAACAGGAGAUCCUGGAGGAAGUGCGAAAAGAACUACAAAAAGUCAAGGAGGAAAUUAUUGGAGCCUUUAUUCAGGAGCUGCAAAAGAGAAGCACAUAGUUCUGCUGAGUGUCAGGUGUAACGGAGGGAUGCGAUAGAUGGAGGUGGUUCAGGCCCCGUUGGGACCUCUCCUCCACUGCGUCCUCCAAUGUAGCCCAGGGAUUUCUCUUUUUUCUUUUUUUUUUCUCCUACACAUUUUCUCUUUUCUCGUACACAAACACAUGUGAGCAUACUUGCUUAUGUGUACAUCAUGCAUAUUCACUUACAUGUAAAUGGUAACCCAGGGAACCUCCUCACGUCGCCAUUGGGCACUUGACGAUCACUCACUAAUAUUGCAACAGUGAUCCAUGCCAUCUCUCCCGUGUUCAUUCAUCCAUCCCGUCCCCCUCCAUGUGUUCUGUUCAUCCAAACCAACUCAGAGCACAUAGCUACUGCCACAGUUCUUCAGAUUCAUCAACAUGUACACUCACCGUACUCCUCUUUUCUACAGAAAUCCCGCUACUUGUGUUUUCUCCCUCCUGCUAUGAGACGCACCAUUUACUGAUAGAGCAGUCUUCAGUAUUCAGGGUCAAUGUAUUAGUCGCAUUUUUUACUGUAAUAGCAAGAUGCUGGCAUGCUGGGAUCCCCCCCCCUCCUUUCUCAGUUGGCAAACACAUGUUGAACCUCAAACACUGCGACAGAUAGUUCAGAUCAGACAUCUAGUAUUAGGUUAUUGUCUCCAAUGAUGGUUGGAUGUGGAAAAACAACAAUAAUUGAGGAUGGAUCAAAGAUCCCAACUCCCUGACUACUGCAGUCUCUUACACAAGUGGACUUUGAGCUCGCUCCCAGCAAUGGCUAAAGAACUAAAACAGCACAACGCAAGCCUUCGCUGCUGCCAGGUAGAGAAGUUGGAGGAAGAGGAGACAAGCAAAGGGAAUCUGAUGGACAACCCGAGUGCUAAAAGUGAAAGGGGAGUGUCUUGUUGUUUUAUGAUGUGUGAGAAAUGUAUUCUCUUUGCGUUGCACUUGUUCCAGAGGGCGUGUGUCUGUGUGCCACAUGCCUUGACAGACUAUUCCCUCUCACUCAAAAUGAGAUAUUUGUUGGCCAGUGCAGUGGUCCCACACUGUGCUUCUGAUAGUUAUUUUCUUCCAUUCUAGCUGUUUUCUAACUUUGAAACAUGAAAAAUGGCCAUGAUGAGGUCAAUUAAUUUGGCCAUGACCAACUGCCUUGAGAAUAAAUAAAUAAAUAUAAAUAUAUAUAUAUAAGGAAAAUAUAUAUUUGUUUUGAGGGAAAAUGUUAGCAAAAAUGAAGUGGUGUUUCUAUUUUAAUUGAAAUGAUUGGUGAAUGGGGCUUUUGUUUUCUUUUUUCAAUGAUUGUUUUCUUAUGAAAUGUUAUUUUGGGUUUACCGUUUCUUUUUUCUAAUAGAGUCUAGGCUUUUUACACUGAAAUAUUAAGAAAACGGCUUAGAGACACUGGAUUAGAAAUGCCUUUAUAGUCGAAUACAGCUGCUUCUUGAAAUGCAUUGCUUUGUCUUUGAGUCAUCUUUGGGCAUCCUGUUGUAAGAUUUAUUUGAAUUCAGACUAAAUGAACUUUUAUGAACUUCCUUACACUGAAAUCCAAACUUUUGAAUUGGAGCCUGGCUUAGAAAUGUUGUGAAAUAGAAAAAAAAAUGUAAUAAAAACAAAAAUAUUUAACUUGAGAGGUCUUUCCCCCCAUUAGAUGGAAAUAUUCAACUAUGUGGUUCAAGACAAUAAAGAUGUGCACACGAACAGGUGAAGUUAGACAUUUUAAUUACAUGUUAGUAAAGCAUUUGUUUGCUUCUAGGUGUUUUCCAAUGCGUACAUUGUUGGAUUAAACCUUUUAAAAAUC
Larimichthys crocea (large yellow croaker) is the source of this 3516-nucleotide messenger RNA. It is a transcript of the gene vaspb, whose product is annotated as vasodilator stimulated phosphoprotein b. The transcript is spliced from 14 exons. Gene Ontology annotation, molecular function: SH3 domain binding; profilin binding. The coding region runs from base 469 to 1728 and encodes 419 amino acids. Gene Ontology annotation, biological process: axon guidance; actin cytoskeleton organization; positive regulation of actin filament polymerization. The record is from RefSeq and is a predicted model, not a curated record. NCBI's taxonomy places the organism in Eukaryota, Metazoa, Chordata, Actinopteri, Sciaenidae.